GUGGGUUUUUACGUCGCUUCUUUUUCAGUUAAGAUUUUUUUGUUCAAGAUAAUAAAUUAUAAUCGCUUGGUUUAGAGCACGGUCGUACGGCCGUGAUUUGGAGCAUUCUUGACAGGUUCACUGGCGUGACGUACGUUUCUCUGUUGCUAGGAUCCUCCCGAAAAGUUCUCCUCUAAAUAGGUUGUGUAUCGGUGGUUUCCCCUAAUUUCGGAUUCUGUUGCGAUUUUUUUCAUCGUGUUCUAGUCAUUUGAACGGUCCGUUUGUGGUGGUGGUGGUGGAUCUUUCGUUCACGAUUAAUCCGAAGAGGUCGGGGAGGAAGCGCGACUAAUUUCCUACCAUAUUUUCAACAGAGCUCGAAUUUUUUACGAACCAUGUCACAUCAGACAGGGAUCAAAGCGAACGAUGCCCUUAAGAAAUUGUUUGCUAAAUGUCGAGAUGGAAAAAUACGAGUCUUGAAAGUUUCCAUUGAGAAUGAGGAACUAACACCUGCUGCUUCUUCAAAACCAGUGAACAAGUGGCAAGAUGAUUAUGAUAAGAUGAUCAAACCGUUGAUCAUUGAGAAUCAACCUGCAUAUAUUCUUUAUCGAUUAGAUACUAAGUCUUCUGACUCUGGUUAUGACUGGUUAUUUAUCUCUUGGUCACCUGAUACUGCACCAGUUAGGCAAAAGAUGUUAUAUGCGUCGACAAAAGCAACUUUGAAACAAGAAUUUGGAACUGCGUCUAUAAAGGAAGAAUUGCAUGGUACGGUGCCAGAGGAUAUAACAUUAGAAGGUUAUCACAAAUACAAAAGGAAUAAUGCUGCACCGGCACCAUUAACCACUGCAGAAGAAGAAUUAGCAGAACUUAAAAAAAGCACAGUUACUACAGAUUAUAGCGUAGAAACAAGGCAUCAAACAUUGAGUGGUGUUGCCUUCCCUGUUACGGACGAGGCAAAACAAGCGAUCAUGGAGCUUGGUAAAGGUAUACAUGAAUAUGUUCAAUUAAAAAUCGACUUAGAAGAGGAGAAGAUACAUUUAGUUAUGGCUUGUGAAGUUUCACUGGAUAAACUACCAACAAAAGUCCCAUCUGAUUCUGCUAGAUAUCAUCUUUAUAAUUUUAAGCACACGCACGAAGGAGAUUACAUGGAAUGUAUAGUUUUUAUAUAUAGCAUGCCAGGAUACAGUUGCAGUAUUAAGGAAAGGAUGUUAUAUUCAUCGUGUAAAGCUCCGCUAUUAGAACUUAUUCAAUCACUUGGAGUGACUAUAACGAAAAAAUUGGAAGUAAAUAGUGGUGAGGAAUUGGCAGACAUGUUGGAAGAUCCUCCAACUAUAAAAGAAACAGCUGCAAUAACUCCUGCAACUCCAUCAACGCCCUAUGCUCCUCCUCAAUCUAUAUCCGAGAAAAAGUCAAAACAGAAGAGAUCUUGUAUCUUGAGUUAACCGAAUCUACGUUCUUUGUCUGUCAUUUUUAAAUGUUUCUUAAAUGUUAUAAAAUAUUUCAGAUGUUUUACACAUUUAAUAUCUUCCUUCGUAAAUUCUGAAUUUGUGAUAAUACGAUAUUAAUUGAUCGAAUAUGUUAUGUAGUGUAAGAUGGUGUAAUCGGUUUUGAAUAACUUCGACAUUAGCACAGUAUAGUUAUGCAGUUAUUAUGGAGUGAUUUAAAUGAGAAAAUGUUUAAUGCGCAUCUUUACAGAGAUAAAUCUUUUAUUAAUUAGCAAUAUAUUUAUUGAUAUUUAGUAAUAAUUGGUCAAAGUGAUAUGUAUAUCUAUGUAGCAAUUCAGAGUAGACCAAACAAUGUAUUUUUCUAAAUUUUAAAGAGCAAAAUUGUCAUGUUAAGAUCUUUACAAAAUAUCUUUUUGAUAACUAUGAGAAACUCGCAAUGCAUAGAAUUCCCAUGAGAUGUAGUUCUUGUUGAUCCAGUACCAUAAUGUAAUGGAUAAUUGUUUAUUCGUGCAGAAAAUACUGUACGAAAAAGAACAAGAAAA
This is a messenger RNA of Bombus impatiens (common eastern bumble bee), 1963 nucleotides long. RefSeq names its product twinfilin (gene twf). The transcript has 5 exons. Bases 372 to 1418 code for a protein of 348 amino acids. Lineage: Eukaryota; Metazoa; Arthropoda; Insecta; Hymenoptera; Apidae. The record is from RefSeq and is a predicted model, not a curated record. Gene Ontology annotation, molecular function: actin monomer binding; actin filament binding. Gene Ontology annotation, cellular component: cytoplasm; actin filament; myofibril. Gene Ontology annotation, biological process: barbed-end actin filament capping; positive regulation of neuron projection development; actin filament depolymerization.